GAACUAAUUCCUUUCGAAAUAGAAUAGGCCCCAGAGUAAUCGAGAAAUAAAUAAGUCGUCACACGGACAAUUAUCUAAAUUUUUGGAUUAAUUGGUACAACCGAGAAGAAACAGAAUCAUUCCGAUCUAGUAACAACAUUGGGGGGUAACAAACGACAAGAACUGAAUCACUGAAAAAUGCUACCUCAAAACAAUAAUCCACGUACAAUUUACAUAAACCCUAACUUCAAGGGUAGGCUACAACAACCAGAUUUACAAUAUGUGGUACCCUCGUCCGUCAAUGCACCGCAAGCGCAACACAUACCAGCAAGUGCUCACAUAAAUCCUUUGUUUUUGGAACGUGCCCAAAGGCCCACUAUACAUAUGAAUCCAAGAUUUCUAAUGAAACUGCAGGAUCAAAAUUCAAUGAUUGCGGAUGCUUCAAUGUCCUCUGCAAAAGUUCUCGCUUAUCCAGUUACAUCGGCUUCAGCUACCUUGCUUCCUACCUAUCCAGUUGCAGACACAACAAGUAGUUGCGUCAUAUCAAAUAGGGGACUCACAGAGGGUGGUAAAACAAACUCCCUUUCAACGAAUUCUGAUAAGGCGAUUUCUGCUGCGCGUGUUCCUGCUUCCACAGCUGUCAUCCCAAAAACUGCUCCCACAGAAGUUCGUAAAAUAAUUUGUAAAUCCAAAAACCGUCUAAUUCGUGAACCCCUAACUGCGCCCCAGAAAUUGUUACAAAUUAAAGCAAUUCCAAUUGUCCCACCACAACCUAUUGUGCACGUUACCAAACGUAAACUCAUACGGAAAUCAGCCAUUCAACAGACCAAAAUUACAAAACAAACAGUAGUAAAACCCGAUCCUUCAGCUAUUCGAGGAUCAUCAAUCAAAACCAAAUAUAAACUGGACAAUAGAGUCGUUAAAAGGAAACUCCCACCUGCUGCUUUUGCCUCUGUGUUUAAAAUAAAACGCAAAUCUUUUGUGGGCCGAUUUGCUCUGAGAAGAACUUCAACAAGUUCAGCUCAGAGCACAAACACUUGGAAGAAAUUUGGCACAACCACCGCCAAGUCUUCAACGACGCCAAGUGUAAACAAAAAACUCCAGUUACUGAAUAUAAAUGGAUUAUUGUAUAAAUCGACUCGAAACUCCUUAAAACUCAAAGACUUGACAAAUAAUAGUUCAAAUUUAGAAAAUAAAUCCAAGAAACCCACAACUACAGCUUCCGACACCAAACCAUCUCAAGGACUGACAAUAUUUGUACGUGGCACCAAAUAUAUUAUGGACCCUCAGAAAUACAAACUUACACGAGUUACUGCUGCUACUGAUGGUAAAGAAGAUGGAGCCAUGAGUCGUAACAAGGCUGGUCCCACGUGUCGUCGUAUUGAUAUAGGUGGUUUUACCUAUAUUUCAACACCAUCCAAAAAUAAUGUUUUGAUACGGACCCGUAACCAUUUGGCUCGAGCCUAUGUGAAUAAUGCCAAACAGAAGAGUUUGCAAAUUUUGAGUAAACAUUUGAUCAAAUCUAAUGUCCCCUGUCCCAUAUAUCAACGUGUGGGAAAAUGUGCCGCCCACGAGAGGGGAAAAUGCCUUAAGGUGCACAACAAACAACAGGUGGCGAUUUGUUCCAAAUUUCUCCGUGGUGAAUGUUUAAACUCCAAGUGCCUGCUCUCCCACGAGGUUUCGUUGUCUAAAAUGCCGGUGUGUAAAUUCUACAUGCAGGGGGUGUGUGUACGCAAUGAUUGCCCGUAUCUACACAAAAAACUGAGUGACAAUGCCGAAGUGUGUAUUGACUUCCUUAGGGGUUAUUGCAAAUUGGCCGACAAGUGCAAUAAACGACAUGAAUUUGUUUGCCCCGAACAUGAACGUACGGGUGUGUGUACUAUUAAGAAUUGUGUCUAUUGCAAGAGCAAACAGAAAAGAGAAAAAUAUUUACAAAAACAGGCGGAGAUUUCGUCAACAAAGUCAUCCAGAAAUGUGACACAAGAAAAAAUUCCACCACCAUCCACAGUUUCUGAUGAACAGCAGGAAAAAGUUUUGGGAGUUUCUGGUGUACGUUAUUUCAUAGGAACUAGCCGGGAAGGGGAGGCAAAUGAAUGUAAAGAAAAAGAAGAGAAGGAGGUAAUUUCAGAUCAACCCGUAGCACCCGAAGAAACCGACAAAACGCCUGAAGAUACACCAAAGAAACGUCCAAAAUUGGGAGCAUUACCAGCGUAUAUACCAUUAUGAUUACUGCAACUACGAAUGUGACAUGAGGAUAUUCAAUCAACAGGUACAUUUAUAUACAUUUCUUGUACACUUUAUGUAUUUCUCCUUUAUAGGAAAAUGUAAACUAUACAUAUGACAAUUUUUAAGUUUUUUUAAUAUUAUUAAGAUAUUUCCCCUAUUUUUAGAAAAGAA
This is a messenger RNA of Musca domestica (house fly), 2376 nucleotides long. RefSeq names its product zinc finger CCCH domain-containing protein 3 (gene ZC3H3). Gene Ontology annotation, molecular function: metal ion binding. The transcript is spliced from 3 exons. The record is from RefSeq and is a predicted model, not a curated record. Bases 178 to 2205 code for a protein of 675 amino acids. NCBI's taxonomy places the organism in Eukaryota, Metazoa, Arthropoda, Insecta, Diptera, Muscidae. Gene Ontology annotation, cellular component: nucleus.